Sordaria macrospora k-hell is the source of this 2079-nucleotide messenger RNA. RefSeq lists its product as uncharacterized. The record is from RefSeq and is a predicted model, not a curated record. Lineage: Eukaryota; Fungi; Ascomycota; Sordariomycetes; Sordariales; Sordariaceae. Gene Ontology annotation, molecular function: monooxygenase activity.
AUGGACAACCGCCCGGGCUUCAGCCUCCAUCAUCAGCAUGUCCUCCUCCAAGACCUCCUCCGCAACAACAUCACCCGGCCAACACCUAGGCAAUUUAUCCCCCUCCGUGGCCCAACGCAACACUGCUUCCUCCAGCGCUUCCUCCACGACAUCCUCCGAAUCCCCGACCAGUCCCCGGACCACCUCUCCCUCCGCGACCUUCUCCAGUCCACCUGCCUCCUCCUUCUCCUCCUCAUCCGACCCAUCUCGACACUCCCGAACUCGAAACCAACCAUAUCCUCCCACCAACCUCCCCGCGCCGCAAUCCUCGGCGCCGGCAUCUCCGGCCUCUCCGCCUCCCUCGCCCUCCGUCGAGCCGGCUGGUCAUGCACCAUCUUCGAGCGAUCCCUCUUCUCCAACGAGACCGGCGCAGCCAUCACUCUACCUCCCAACGCGUCUCUCUGCUUGUCAAGAUGGGGAUUCGACUUUGAGAAAACCGAAGCGGUGGCGAACUGGAGCAGUCGGUUGGCGAGGGCGGACACGUUGGAGGUUGUGCUGAGGGAGGAGUAUAAAGGGUUUGGGUUUCAUGUUGGUCAAGGCCCCAUGGGUCUUGGGACAACGGGGAAAGGGGGCGGGUGUUGGGGUGUUCACAGGGCUGGUUUACAUUUGGAGUUGAGGGAGUUGGUGAUGAAGGAUGGGAUACAUGUACAUGGAGACAUGAUGGAUAACGGCAUAGAGAGGAACGGGGAAAGUGGAAAAGUGCUAGAUGGAGGUCCGGUAGACAUUGAACUGGGCAGAGAGGUCGUGGGGUUGGAUUGCGAAAAGGGAGUGAUUGAGUUCAAAGACGGAACAAAGCUGGAAGGAUGGGAUUUGGUUGUUGUUGCAGAUGGUGCUCACUCCAGACUACUCCCCUUCAUUCUCCCCCCCUCCCUGGGGCUGCUCGACCCCAAACUACAGAACUCCGAUCCACAGGAACCACAGGCCCCUCAACCCAACACCAACCCCCAGCCCUUAGCCCAAGUCCGUCCAACAGGCCGCUCCAUAUACCGCUUCCUCCUCCCCCUCUCUCCCCAAUCUCCCCUCCUUACAAACCCUCACUUCCGUCCACACUUCCUUCCAUACACCCAGGCGGUCCCCUUCCCGGCGUUUUUGUCAUGGCACGAUCCUAUUAAGGAUGUUCUCUGGGUAUCUUACCCCUGUCGUGGCGGGCGUGUGAUCAACAAUGCUAUUGUGCAUAAUACGCAGAGGCAUAAGGAGCUGGGUGAGGCGGAUGGGGCACCUGGUGGUAGUGGUAAUGCGAAUGGUUGGUCGACUCCCGUAAAGAAGGAGGACGUGUUGAAGCUCGUGAGCGGGUUCCAUGAGAGUGUACGGAGUUUGGUUGAGAUGGCCUAUGCCAACACCGACACCGACACCGAUGAGCAGGACCUUGAAGUGGGAGGUGAUACUUCCAAGGAAAAAGGAACGGGAACGGUUGAAAAAGGCAUCAUCCUUCACCACCUCUUCACGCGCCCUCCGCUUCGCUCCUUCAUCCGCGGCCGCGCAGUAGUAAUAGGCGACGCAGCGCACGUCAUGCUCCCCACGCACGCCGCGGCGGGUGCCAUCGCUAUUGAAUCUGCGGCCAUGAUGGAGGUCUUGUUUCGCGAGUUUCCCUCUGCCUCUCCCUCUACUUCUACUUCCCCCUCCUCAUGUGCAUCUGACCAUUCACAACUCGCAAAAUUCGUCCAGCGCCGCCUGAACCUCUUCGAUCAGCUUCGUGUCCCAAGGUGUAACUUGACAAUGUUGGCGUCGAAUGCUGGACCGAAGUGGCUGAAUGUCAAAGGAGUGGAGGAGGAGGUGAGGCGGUUUUAUAAAGGGCGGUUACCGGGUAAGGAUGCGUUGCCGUGGACCAAGGAGUUUAGGGAGGUGUUGUUUUGUUAUGAUGCUUUUGAGGAGGCGGAGAGGGCGGUGAGGAGGGAACUUGAAGAGGAGGCGGUAAGAAAAGAAGAGAGGGAAGAGGAUGAGGUAGCCGCUGCGGUCUCCGGUUCAGCUGAGGCCAAGGAAGAUUCGGAGGUGAAGAUCCCCGAUGUCAAGGUCUCGAUGAUGGAGGCCGAGAACAUGUGA